AUGUCUUUUCUUCCUGACAGAUUUUCAAAGAAGAAAGGUCUCCUUACGGGGAGCAGUCAUCAAGAGUUCAGCGAUUCUGGAAUCCCCUACCCGGUAGGUAGGACUAUCCCGCCGGACAGCAAUGCCGAUCCUAUCGUGGCCUUUCUUGUCAAAUACAAGGACCCUGUUGAAUACGAGCGAUGGGUAAGAUUUGCUGAUUGCACAAAGCAAGACUGCGAGUCCUUGCUCAAGAAAAAUGGCAUUAAGGCGGUGGUGACAUGCAGGACGAAGCAGUAUGAGUCGUUGAAAAAGAAGAUGGAAGACCUGGCGCGAGACCCAGACUUCAGGGCUUGGUUGGGGAAAGGACACAAUAUCUACCAUUACUCUGAGAUGGGAGAUCUUGCUGGUGUCCGCAUCGGACUGUUCUUUCCCGACGACGUGCCUACAGUUGUGAAACUUAUCAACGAUCGCUUCAUCGUUCGCCACACUUUUGGUACUGUCACAGGCGGACGCGAUACUGUCUCAGGUCGAAAUGAAGACAGCCACAAACAUAAUCAAGGCCCUUGGCGCUCCCAGGACAGCAAUAGAAACGAAGAAGAUUGGCAGCACUACGGAUACAAAUCAUGGCAACAGGUCGUCGAAUGGGGCGAGAACUAUUCACCGAUUAUAGGCUUGAAUGCGCCUAGGGUGGAGAUUCAAGUCGGAACCGUUGUCACACAAGCUUGGGCGGAGGUGCAGCACAACAUCAUAUAUAAGAGGUCCAACGAUGUUCUCGCCACGCCAUCUAUGAAGAGGAUGAUCGAUGCUAUCAACGGAAUGGCUAUUACAACCGAGAUCAUGUUACGGGAACUCAAACGCAGCGUUGAAGCCGCGGAGCUGGAAGCUAGGCGCAAAGCGCAGGGUGCCUACGUACCAUCUGCAAAAAAUACGCUUGGACAUUAUACCUAA
Messenger RNA from Alternaria burnsii, 927 nucleotides. RefSeq lists its product as uncharacterized. Lineage: Eukaryota; Fungi; Ascomycota; Dothideomycetes; Pleosporales; Pleosporaceae. The transcript has a single exon. Gene Ontology annotation, biological process: guanosine tetraphosphate metabolic process. Bases 1 to 927 code for a protein of 308 amino acids. The record is from RefSeq and is a predicted model, not a curated record.